Molecule: messenger RNA, 1211 nt
Organism: Sapajus apella (tufted capuchin)
Lineage: Eukaryota; Metazoa; Chordata; Mammalia; Primates; Cebidae
Gene: RPP40
Product: ribonuclease P/MRP subunit p40
Exons: 8
Coding region: 195-1181 (328 amino acids)
Biological process (GO): endonucleolytic cleavage in ITS1 to separate SSU-rRNA from 5.8S rRNA and LSU-rRNA from tricistronic rRNA transcript (SSU-rRNA, 5.8S rRNA, LSU-rRNA); tRNA 5'-leader removal; tRNA 3'-end processing
Cellular component (GO): multimeric ribonuclease P complex; ribonuclease MRP complex
Molecular function (GO): ribonuclease MRP activity; ribonuclease P activity
Source: RefSeq, a predicted model, not a curated record
UGGCUUGAAGGGCUGCAGGACUACAACUCCGAGGAUGGGCAGGGCGUGGGGUUGGCACCCAGUCCUAGAGGGAGCUGUUGGCAGGAGUGUCGGGGCCGCUCACUUGUGUCUUCCCUCGAAACGGGGAGUGAGUCCAGGGAGGGAUUGGAGGUUCAGGGCCGAGACUAGGUUGUUAGGGCGCUGUGACGACUGCGAUGUGCGGCUGCGGGCAGGUUUCGUUUCUCAUUCCUGAAUGUGGGAUACUAUCGGAAGAACUGAAAAACCUGGUCAUGCAAACUGGACCCUAUUACUUUGUGAAGAAUUUACCUCUUCAUGAAUUAAUUACACACGAAUUCAUCAGUACCUUUAUAAAGAAAGGUUCUUGCUGUGCACUCACAUACAAUACAAAUAUUGAUGAAGAUAAUGCUGUUGCCCUGCUACCAAAUGGGACAUUAAUUUUGUCAUUGGAUAAAGACACUUACGAAGAAACUGGACUUCAGGGUCGUCCAUCUCAGUUUUCUGGCAGAAAAAUUAUGAAAUUUAUUGUUUCCAUUGAUUUGAUGGAAUUAUCUUUAAAUUUGGAUUCUAAGAAGUAUGAAAGAAUAUCUUGGUCCUUCAAAGAAAAGAAGCCAUUGAAAUUUGAUUUUCUUUUGGCUUGGCAUAAUACAGGGUCAGAAGAGUCAACAAUGAUGUCAUACUUUUCCAAGUACCAAAUUCAGGAGCAUCAGCCAAAAGUGGCACUGAGCACAUUGAGAGAUCUCCAGUGCCCAGUGCUGCAGAGCAGCGAGCUCGAGGGAACCCCGGACGUGUCCUGCCGGGCGCUGGAGCUCUUCGACUGGCUCGGUGCCGUCUUCAGUAAUGUCGAUCUAAAUAAUGAGCCUAAUAGUUUCAUAUCAACCUAUUGCUGCCCUCAACCAAGCACAGUGGUGGCAAAAGCUUAUUUGUGUACAAUCACUGGCUUCAUACUUCCAGAGAAGAUCUGUCUCCUACUGGAACAUCUCUGUCACUACUAUGAUGAACCAAAAUUGGCUCCGUGGGUUACAUUGUCCGUUCAAGGCUUUGCAGACAGCCCUGUUUCUUGGGGAAAAAACGAACAUGGUUUUCGAAAAGGAGGAGAACAUUUAUACAACUUCGUGAUUUUUAAUAAUCAGGACUAUUGGCUUCAGAUGGCUGUUGGGGCAAAUGAUCACUGUCCACCCUAAAAAAUACAAAAUUAAAAACCAUGUGUACUU